Amoebophrya sp. A25 is the source of this 522-nucleotide messenger RNA. Lineage: Eukaryota; Dinophyceae; Syndiniales; Amoebophryaceae. The record is from the annotation of a GenBank genome assembly.
AUGCGUAGAAACAACAUGCUGAUGAAUAGAGUACGUAUUCAACGAACUACAAGAAGUAGUCAACUCAAAGAAAUUGUUGUUUGCGAAACUCUAAGGUCGAAGAUCGCAGGUCGCGAGACUUUCAUGAUAAUCGUCUUUCAAAAAGUCCCAUCCUUGGCAGUUACGUCCAAAUGCGUAGGAAGAAGAAGAUUGCAGGAGCAAAAAAUUUUUUAGUUCAUGCUAUUUAUCUUCAAGUGUCAAAUUUUGCAGAUCAUAGAUGUCGAAGCUUUCAAUUAAGAACGACUGCCACGUGAAUUGAAUGAUUGUCUGGCCGCUGAAAGAGCAUAAUUUUCGUGUAUUGCAUUGGAGAGUCCAAUAAAGUUGAGUAAUCUGCUCUGCUAAAAUCAGAUAAUGAAUUCAGAUUUACAUACUCACAGUCACAGCACGUCAUGUCUACGCGUGUUUGUCGUGAACAAGAUGCGAUACUAUUUAUCUCACUGACAACUUGAGCAGGAGCCGAGAUUUGCGUCCAUCAGGUCCUGG